AUGGCUGUCUUGAGGUCCUCCUCCACAAUCCUGGGUCCAUUUCAACUGUGGUUCCUCCUGCUGGUGCAACAGGUGGCGGGGAGUUCACUUCAGAAAAUAGUUGGUGGGCGCCCCAAUUCGAAUCCAGAAGCUGUGACAAUCACAGCAGGCAAGACCCUCAUUCUCACGUGUAUCCUGACCCAGGGCUACGUGCCAUCAAGCGUCGAAUGGUACAAAGACUUGGGCAAUGACCAGAAGAUAAUUUACAGGGAAAGUGACAAGUUUUCUCGUUGGGAGAGGUUCGUCCCGGGAUCGCCAGCUGACUUCAGUGUCAGGCUGAAGAACAUCGGCCCCGAAGACAGCGGGACUUACUGCUGCUCGAUGGUCAAGGAAAUUCCCCAAGGCAGAAAAGAUAUCAGAGCAAAAACAGUGGUCUCUGUGAUUGCCCAUCCAUCCCAGCCUUUGCUUCGUGGCCCUUCAAACAACAUCACGGUGGGGUCCCAGGUUUCUUUCAAUUGUUCUGCAAAAGAAUUCCCUUCCCAAGAAAUCACAGUCGUCUGGUUGAAGGAUAGGGAAGAAAUACAGCCUGCCAAGAUCGACGUCCUGAAUUAUACUACAAACCGUGGCAUCCGGUACGGCGUGGAGAGCACGGUGGACAUCUUUCUCAGACAAGAAGAUAUGGGGUCAGUGUUGUCAUGCCGGGUUCAACACAGCUCCUUGGAGGACUCCUUACAACAGGACCUUCUACUCGGUGAAGUCGUAAGAGGCUCAACACAGAAUUCCCCCACUAUGCUCUGGAUUGCACUUUUUCUGAACAAAAUAGCCGUCCUUCUUCUCGUCUCUUUCCUCUUCCUCAUGAAAGUGUGCAAGUGCAGUUGUGCAAGAAAUCGCUCCAGAGCGAGAUAG
Thamnophis elegans (Western terrestrial garter snake) is the source of this 885-nucleotide messenger RNA. Its product is annotated as signal-regulatory protein beta-1-like. Gene Ontology annotation, cellular component: plasma membrane. Lineage: Eukaryota; Metazoa; Chordata; Lepidosauria; Squamata; Natricidae. The transcript has 4 exons. The record is from RefSeq and is a predicted model, not a curated record. The coding region runs from base 1 to 885 and encodes 294 amino acids.